AUGUUGCAUUCUCUAUUCGACACCACUCACAUUGAUAACAUGAAGAUUCUCACGGCCUUGAUUCAUCCUAAAAACCACAGCACACCACUGCAAGAUGGUUCCACCAAGAGAAAGGUUCACUUGGAUGUGUUAAGGAGGAAGACAGUGUUGCUUCUCAUCUCCGACCUCAACAUAUUGGAAGACGAGCUAUCUAUUUUCGAGCAAAUAUACACAGAGUCGAGGAAGAACUUGGUGGGAGUAGAUGGUAAGAGCCAUAUGCCUUACGAGGUUGUGUGGGUUCCGAUAGUGGAUCCUAUGGAAGAUUUCGAAAGAUCUCCGAGUCUGCAGAAGAAAUUUGAGGCUCUCCGUGAGCCUAUGCCAUGGUACACAGUGGAUAGUCCAAAGCUGAUAGAGAGACAUGUGGUGGAGUUUAUGAGAGAGAGAUGGCAUUUCAUGAACAAGCCAAUACUUGUGGUGCUUGACCCACAAGGCAACGAGGCUAGUCUCAAUGCGCUUCACAUGAUCUGGAUUUGGGGGACUGAAGCUUUCCCUUUCACUAGAGCUCGUGAGGAGGAGCUCUGGAGGAGGGAGACCCUUACGCUUAACCUCAUCGUUGAUGGCAUCGACUCUGUCAUUUUCAAUUGGAUAAACCCUGAAAAUUACAUAUUCUUAUACGGAGGAGAUGACUUGGACUGGAUAAGAAGGUUCACAAGGGCGGCCAAAGCGACGGCCAAAGAUUCCAACGUGAAGCUGGAGAUGGCUUAUGUUGGUAAACGUAACCACAGUCACAGAGAACAGAUCAGGCGCAUCAGUGAAGCCGUCAGGGCUGAAAAUCUGAGUCAUAGCUGGACCGAGCCUGCAUUGAUGUGGUUCUUCUGGACUAGGCUGGAGAGCAUGCUCUACUCCAAGAUUCAACUCGGCAAAGCUGAUGAUCACGACGAGGUGAUGCAAGGAAUCAAAAAGGUACUAAGCUACGACAAGCUUGGAGGUUGGGCACUGCUGAGCAAAGGAGCUGAGAUAGUGAUGAUAACUCACGGUGCCAUUGAGAGGACUGUGACCGUCUACGACCGAACCUGGAAAACUCACGUUCCGACCAAAGGCUACACCAAGGCAAUGUACGACCACCACCACGACGAGAUUCUCCGGGAAACCGGGAAACCAUGCAGCCACUUUGAUUUCCACAUCACUGCUAGGAGCGGUCGGAUUCCGGAGAAGAUGAACUGCUUCGAAUGUCACCGUCCCAUGGAGAAGUACAUGAGCUUCGCUUGUUGCCACGAUGAUAAGCUCCUUGACCAAGACGAGAACUACAACUUCUAG
Eruca vesicaria subsp. sativa (arugula) is the source of this 1296-nucleotide messenger RNA. The record is from the annotation of a GenBank genome assembly. NCBI's taxonomy places the organism in Eukaryota, Viridiplantae, Streptophyta, Magnoliopsida, Brassicales, Brassicaceae.